Molecule: messenger RNA, 3887 nt
Organism: Exophiala mesophila
Lineage: Eukaryota; Fungi; Ascomycota; Eurotiomycetes; Chaetothyriales; Herpotrichiellaceae
Exons: 1
Coding region: 1-3855 (1284 amino acids)
Biological process (GO): maturation of SSU-rRNA from tricistronic rRNA transcript (SSU-rRNA, 5.8S rRNA, LSU-rRNA)
Cellular component (GO): intracellular anatomical structure; nucleolus
Molecular function (GO): ATP binding; RNA binding
Source: RefSeq, a predicted model, not a curated record
AUGCCUCGCUUUGUUCCGCGCCAGCGGAAACACAAAGUCCUAGCCCGAGAGAAAUCCGCUCCAUCCACCGUUGCGGACCCGUCCAACCAGGAACAAAUUGUGCCGCUCAGUAAAGCGGAGAAAGAAGAAAAGAGACAGAAACUACGGGAGGAAUUAAGAGCCCAACAACCAAAAGUAUCGGCGAAAAAGCAGAAGCGUCUGGACAAAUAUAUCGAGAAUAAGUUGAAGAAAGACGAGACUCUCGACCUGUUGAAGAAACUUGAGCAAGAGAAGGAGAAGUACGAUGCGGUGGUGGCCAAGGCUAAGGAUACGCCUUCAAACCUAGGGAAACGGACGUUUGGUCAGUUUAAAGAAGGGAAAGGACCGCAGAAGAAAGUACAACAAGUUCAAGAUGAGCCGUCGGAUGUGGAAAGCGAAGAUUCCUUUGAGGCAGAACAUGAACGAGCUUUCAUAGAUACGCCUGUUGAGGAACCUGCUGUGCAGGCCCUGACUCCUGUGAUCUCGGUAGGAUCCGGUCUUGCUCAGCCUUUGCAGUUGGAUGAGAAUGGUCUGCCGAUUAUUCAGACUAAGAAGAGUAAAAAGCGAAAGAAGCUCGAAGCGGAACCUUUGGUGGACAGAGAGCUCUCAUGGGAUGGAUUCGACUCGGAGCCGGAGGACGCAGUCUAUGGAUCAAAUACUGACGAGUCGGCUGAAGAUUCUGGGUCCGAGGAGGUUGAGCUAGAAUCGGAUGGCUCGAACUCUGAGGAUGAUUCUCAAUCAAAUGAAGACGAUGAGAGCGAGUCCGAAGAGGGCGACGAUGACGACGACGACGACGACGACGAUGACGAUAGUGACGACGAUACAAGCACAUCUGGUGUCUCAGAAGACGGCAAACUGAAACCCAGAAAUUCUGCGUUCAAGGCAUGGGCGACUUCACAGGUGAAUAAAUCAAUCGGACAUACACCAUCAUACACCCAGGGCGAGGGAGUAUUGCAACCUGCUCCUCAGUCUUCACAAGCUCCCACCACACAACCCAAACCCAAAGCUCCUUCAUCAAGUCCGGAACCAGGAUCGAUACGAAAAGCAUAUGCCGUCCACGUCAACCGGACGGAAGACAUUCAACAAUCCAGAUCUGAACUUCCCAUCAUUCAAAAAGAGCAAGAAAUCAUGGAAGCAAUCCACAACCAUCCAGUUGUACUCAUCAAAGGUGAUACUGGCAGUGGAAAAACAACCCAAGUACCUCAGUUCUUGUUCGAAGCUGGAUAUGGUUCUCCGGAUGGACCCACACCAGGGAUGAUUGGCAUCACUCAACCUCGCCGAGUGGCGGCCGUAAGCAUGGCAAAACGAGUCGGCGUGGAACUUGGAAACCAUGGCAAAACCGUCGGCUAUCAAAUUCGCUUCGACAGCAACGUCUCUCCCGAUACUAGUGUCAAAUUCAUGACCGACGGUAUCCUUCUGCGAGAACUGUCACAGGAUCUGCUUCUGAAGAAGUAUUCCGUUAUUGUCAUCGAUGAAGCGCACGAGAGAAGUGUCAAUACAGAUAUCCUGAUCGGCAUGCUCAGCAAGAUUGUUCCCGCUCGAAUGGUCAAGAACAAGUGGAACCCUGACCCCAAACCACUGAAACUAAUCAUAAUGUCUGCCACCUUGAACGUCGGCGACUUUCUACACGAGAAAUUAUUUUCAGCGGCCGACAAGCCACCUAUUGUGGAAGCUGAAGGUCGACAACAUCGUGUCACAACACACUUUGCAUUGAGAUCUCGGGCUGACUAUAUCGAAGAAGUCAUUGAAAAAGUCACGAGGGCGCAUCGAAAGUUACCUCGAGGAGGUAUUCUCGUUUUUCUGACUGGACAAAAUGAAAUUCGACAAGUCGCUGAUCGACUCUCUACUGCGUUACGACCGCGAGGAGAACAUCGUAGCCUGGAAUCUGCACCACGUGUACAAGUGGCAGCAAGUGAAAUCCCACUCGAAGUUGAAGACAUGGACGUCGGAGACUACAAGAUACAAGAGGGCGAUGAUGAUUUCGAUGAGCUUGAGAUCUUGACACAUUCGGAAGAUGAAGAUGAAGCUGACGAAUUUGACAUUUCCGAUGAAGAGGAGGAAGAAAAUCCAGAAGACAAGACACCAUUCCCGACCAAACCCAACCGAAGCCCAAGACAACUCAAGCAACCAGAUUCCAAAGAUCCCUACACCUCCGUCCACAUCCUUCCCCUGUAUUCCCAACUGCCCACCUCUGAACAACUCAAGAUCUUCGAACCCGCCCCCGAAGGAUCACGACCCAUCAUCCUUGCAACCAACGUCGCCGAAACGAGUUUAACCAUCCCCGGAAUCCGAUUUGUAUUCGACACUGGAAGAAGCAAAGAACGGAAAUACAACCUCAACACCGGUGUCCAGAGUUUCGAAAUCGACUACAUCAGCAAAGCAAGCGCACAACAACGAGCCGGUCGAGCAGGCAGAACAGGUCCCGGCCAUUGUUGGCGACUAUACACAUCGGCCGUGUAUGAACAAUUCUUCCCUGAUCACGCAGAGCCAGAAAUCCUGAGAGCUCCCGCAGAGAGCGUGGUGCUCCAACUCAAGGGAUUCGCAUAUCCGAAUCCAAUUGCGCAGUUCCCAUUCCCAAGUGCACCGUCGGCGACGACACUUAAUAAAGCUGAACGACUCCUUGGAAAUCUAGGGGCUUUGACACCAUCAGGCGUGAUCACCGAUCUUGGGAAACAAUUGUCCAUAUAUCCCUUAUCUCCACGACUAGGUAAAAUCCUAGCUGGCGGGAUUACUGACCCAAGUCUUGUGGCUCAUGUCCUCACCCUCGUCGCCAGUCUAGCUGUUCCGGAGAUAUUCAUCCCAGAAGCACAAGCCCAACAAUCCAUCACCACCACCACCACCACCAUCUCCUCCAAUCCCUCCAACAGAGAACCCUACAGCCUCACCGACCAACUCCACGACUCGGAACGCGACCAAAUCAAACAAGCCUACGGCCGCGCCAUGUCGACUCUAUCCCGACACGACAAAACCUCCGACGCCAUGCGCGUCAUGACUGCCGUACAUUCAUACAUGUCAUUACCAUCAUCGACCCCGUCUGUCGAUCCAGAAUCCCGCGCCCGCACCCAAUUCUGCAAAACCCACUUCCUGCGCGAAAAGGCCAUGCUCGAAAUCCUCCAACUCCGCAGCCAACUCGAACGCCUCAUCCUAGCCAACCACCACGGCAUCAUCACCCACGAAAUCCUAUCAAAAUCCCAAACCCAGAAACUCUCCCCCGCGACAAUCACGAGAUUAAAUACUCUGGCCGCAAGUGGGCAUAUCGAUCAAGUCGCCAUACGAUAUGAUUUACUUCCUCGUCCGCCAGGUCUAACAAUUGCGCCGAGAAGGGGGGUUGAUGUUCCGUAUUUCCCUCUCAUCCCUAUCGGCGAUCAACAACAACAACAAUCCUCUUCCUCGUCGUCGAUAUUCACCGACCCAUCCCAUGCGAAUUUCGCUGUCUAUAUCCAUCCAUCAUCCAUCCUCUCAAAACUCACCGUUAAAUCCCUUCCGGGAUAUAUUUCCUACACUCACCUCCAAAAAUCACAGCCCGGUGUCACUAAUGCCACUGCCAAAACACGUAUGUUUCCUUUAACGCCAGUGACGCCGUUGCAAUUACGUCAAUUGGCGCAGGAUACGGCGUUGAUAAGGUAUGGGAAGCCGGUGGCGAGGAGUCAAGUGGAGGAGAUCAAGGCGGCGAGUCCAGGGGGGCAGAAGAGGAGGGAGUGUUGGGUCAAUGUGGAGUUGGUGCCGUAUUCGGGGGCGAUUCAGGCGGCGUGUUGGCCUUUAGGACAGGUUAAGGUGAGGCAGGUUUUGGAUUUGAAGACGAAAGAGGGGUGGAGGGUGGAGAAGGUGUUGAGUUGAGUUGAUAUCAGAAUAGAGAGUCCAAUGGGACU